AUGCACUGGCAAAAAUCUUCUGCCCCAGACCAGCAGCCACAGCCUCGCCCCUACCAAGGUGUGCGAGUGAAGGAGCCCGUGAAGGAGCUGCUGAAGAGGAAAAGGGGGAAUGUCCAUCAUUCCAGCACAACUGCAGCUACAACGGUCGUUUUGCCCCAUCAGCCAGUCCCUUCCUACUCACCCAUGGGCCAGCCUUGCCUCGACGUGGACGCUGCUGGCCCUGCUCUGCCUGGCCCAGAGGAAGGAGCUCUGGCCUCUGGGUGGAUCCCCCAGCCCUCUCCCACCCCGCUGCAGCCCCUGGCUCAGUGGAGCCCUUACCCUGACUACGUGUCCCACGAGGCUGGCAGCUGUCCCUACACAGCAGAUAUGUACGUGCAGCCCGUGGGUCCCAGCUACACCCUGGUGGGACCCUCCUCCGUCCUCACUUACGCUUCCCAGCCUCUCAUCACCAAUUUUGCACCCCGCAGCAGCACCCCGGCCGUGGUGCCACCGCUGGAGGUGACGGAGCAGCAGCCGCCCCUGACCUACUUCCCGUGGGCACAGCCCCUGUCUGCCCUGCCAGCCUCCAGCCUGCAGUACCCUGCAGCCUCCUCCUCCUUCCCGGGGCCCCAGCUGCUGCCCGUGCCCAUCUCCAUCCCCGAGCCAGCCCCGCAGGAGCUGGAGGACGCCCGGCGAGCCAUCGGCGCCCUGCCCAUCGAGAAGCUGCUGCUGGAAGAUGAAGACAAUGAUACGUACGUGUUAAGCCACGCUCUCUCUGUUGAAGGGCUUUAG
Lonchura striata (white-rumped munia) is the source of this 771-nucleotide messenger RNA. It is a transcript of the gene POU2AF1, whose product is annotated as POU class 2 homeobox associating factor 1. NCBI's taxonomy places the organism in Eukaryota, Metazoa, Chordata, Aves, Passeriformes, Estrildidae. Gene Ontology annotation, cellular component: RNA polymerase II transcription regulator complex. Gene Ontology annotation, biological process: positive regulation of transcription by RNA polymerase II. Gene Ontology annotation, molecular function: transcription coactivator activity; POU domain binding; DNA binding. The record is from RefSeq and is a predicted model, not a curated record.